AUGAUCACUGUAUUGACGGCCAUCUCGGCUGCUCCCUAUGCAGCUGGGCUAGGCUUGUUCCUUCUUGGAUAUUUCCUCGUCUUCCCUUAUAUUGAAUAUCUUCGGGAUCCAAAAGGCCUGAGGAGAUACCCAAAUCUCACCCCCUUCUCCGGAUUCUCAGCAGUGCCAUUCAUGAUCAUGGCUUCGCGUGGUUUCCGGUCAAUGGAAUUGGCCGAGUUGCACAAGAAGAACCCCGUCAUUCGAACAGGGCCAAACCAGCUGUCUUAUGGUGAUGUCAAGGCCAUAAAAGACAUCUAUGGUCAUAGUACCAAGUGUAUCAAAGAUGGAUCGUAUGUGAUUACCUCUGGAACCCACUACAAUCUGGCAGAUGUUGUGGAUAAGCCCGAUCAUGCCCGAAAGCGCAAGGUCCUCUCUGCUGCAUAUGCCCUUAAGAACCUGGAGACGUGGGAAUACAAAGUCACCGACAAGGUCCAAAGAAUGUUCAAGCACUUUGACCAAGUUUGCACUGCACCUGCCUCUGCGGAUGUCUCAUCUGGAAAAAUUGCACCUGAUCAGAAGGACCUCACACUUGACCUCCGAGCGUGGACCAACUUCUUCACCCUUGAUGCAAUUGCCGACAUUGGUCUCUCGGAGAAACUAGGCUUCUUGGAUUCCGGUACUGAUGUUUGCAUCGCCGAAAGGAAGGAUGGUUCAACUUACGAGACGAACUUGCGUGAAGCCCUCUACCCAACAGCUCGAAAGCAAUCCCUCAUCGUCUGGAACUACCAAUGGUAUCCCGUUGUCAACAAACUAAUCAACGUGAUUCCAUUCUUUAACCGAAUGCAAACAUCCGCCGACAACUGGGAAAAUAUCAUGUGGCGCCGGGGCAAUGAAAGACUACGACGGUAUGAAGCCGGCGAAAAGCUCGAGGACUUCUUCCAGGCUCUGAUGGAAGACAAGAACGGAAACCCCAAUAACCUCGAAUGGGGCGAGGUGGUUGCCGAAUGCAACAUCAUGAUGAACGCCGGUAGUGUGACUACGGCCGUUGCCAUCGCCAAUGUCAUGUACCAGCUCCUCCGCAACCCUCGAACCCUAGCUAAGCUCCGAGCGGAGCUUGACGCGGUUCUCGAUGAAGACGAGGUUGUAGCCGAUUACGACAAAGUCAAGCAUCUGCCCUAUCUCCGAGCGUGCUUGGAUGAAUCUCUACGAAUCUUCCCACCGACAUCACACGGCCUUCCACGUGAAACACCUGCCGAAGGUACAAAUAUUCUCGGUGAGUGGGUUGCCGGUAAGACGACAGUGAGCAUGUCUGCACUCGUGGCACACCGUGACGAGAGUGUGUUCCCAAAUGCAGACCAGUAUAUUCCUGAGAGAUGGCUCGGAGAAGAAGGCAAGGCAUUGCAGCCGUAUUUGAUUGCCUUCUCUGCUGGUGCUCGGUCUUGCAUUGGUCGCAAUAUCUCAUAUCUGGAGCAGACUAAGGCUGUUGCUUCUAUGGUGCAUCGGUAUGAGUUUGCUCUUGCUUAUCCCGGUUGGGAAUUGAAGCGGUUGGAGACGAUGAAUUUGAUUUUGGGUGAUAUGCCGGUGAAAAUUUGGCGUCGGGAUUUGGGGACUGAAGUAUAG
This is a messenger RNA of Penicillium crustosum, 1599 nucleotides long. Its product is annotated as cytochrome P450. NCBI's taxonomy places the organism in Eukaryota, Fungi, Ascomycota, Eurotiomycetes, Eurotiales, Aspergillaceae. The record is from RefSeq and is a predicted model, not a curated record. Bases 1 to 1599 code for a protein of 532 amino acids. Gene Ontology annotation, molecular function: iron ion binding; heme binding; oxidoreductase activity, acting on paired donors, with incorporation or reduction of molecular oxygen. The transcript has 2 exons.